Molecule: messenger RNA, 690 nt
Organism: Drosophila virilis
Lineage: Eukaryota; Metazoa; Arthropoda; Insecta; Diptera; Drosophilidae
Source: RefSeq, a predicted model, not a curated record
AUGUUGGCCAACUGUCGUGUAGCCAAAUUCCAACGCUCAAUUUCGGUCACUGCAUUCCAGUUGCAAAAUCUGAAGGGAGAAGCCUUAAAGAAACCGAUGCCAGAAGAGGAGAAGCCCGCAUCGCCAACUCCAGUAGGUUUGACCCCAUCGCAGCGCAAUUUGGUUGAGUUCGUAACCGGCGAAAUACUGGAAGAACGCCGCGUACAGUUGCAGUUGGAACCGCCGUACAUGAUUGACGAGUUUACUGGACAUUUUUCUGGCUCCAAGGUGGAGCUAAUAAGAGAGUCACCUGACGAACGCAUUAAUAUUUUCUUUAAUGUUAGCAAAAGUGUGCCGCGUCGGAAUGAUGAGACAGGCGAUCUGACUCCACCGUGCGCCUUUGAUGAUGUGGAGCCGGAGUCCUUGGAUCAGCAGCCUCAAGAAAAUGAUGUAUUUGAGAUUCAAGAUCUAUCGCUAUACAAUCACGGCUGGAAUGACAGCUGCUUUACCAUUGAUGCAUCGCUCAUUGAUGACAAUUUACAAACCAUGAUUCUGGAGAUGCUUGAAGAGAAGGGCAUUACGCAUGAGUUUGCUAGAAAGCUUUCCGACAUGGCCACUGCUCGCGAGCAUGCCCUGUAUAUCGAGUUUUUGGAGAAUCUAUCCAAGUUUACUGUGGGCCUACCGCAGCCAAUUAAACAGGACGCAAACUAA